Molecule: messenger RNA, 1836 nt
Organism: Oryza sativa Japonica Group (Japanese rice)
Lineage: Eukaryota; Viridiplantae; Streptophyta; Magnoliopsida; Poales; Poaceae
Source: RefSeq, a predicted model, not a curated record
CGCAGACACCGUACGCGAACGCGCCAUUUUUGUUGGAAAAAAAAAAGAAGAGAAAGAACUGGAAAAGGGCUGCUGUUAAGGUGGGAAAAAAAUCACUUCUUUUUCGUAUCUUUUCUCCCUUUCGUCGUCGUCGCCGUCCAGUUCGUCAUCCUCCCUCGAUCUCCUUUCCACGAGACCAAACGAACUGAAAAUUUUCGUUACUACGACCUUGCUCGAUUCCGACAACCCCCGUUCAACGAUGAUUUCGUCGAUUCUUUGAUGCCACCUCCGGCGGCCGAUAUGGAGAACGGCGCCGUCGGGUCGCCGGCGGCGGAGGUGGAGGCCGGUGCAUCUCCGGGGAGCUCUCCCGUGAUAAAGACCAAAGGCCGUGGGCUCCGUCGAUGGCGCCGUAUCCCGCGGGAGCAGCGCAAGGAAGGAUCAGCCGCCUCCGCCGCCGCCGGCAGCGGCUCGGCGCAGCUGCACAAGCGGCGGAUACCCCUGCCCGGCGGCGCGCCGAGGGGGAAGCUGCACGAGGUGGUCUUGGAGGAGGAGGAGGAGGAGAGCUCCACCGCCUCCGUCGAGUCCCGCUUCGUCCCGCCGGCGAAGCUGGAUCCGAGCCUCGGCGUGCUGCUCGUCGCCUCCUCGGGAUUCUCCGUCGGCGCGGGCGGCGCCGACUCCGACCACAGCGAGGACCGGAGCAGCGGCAGCAGGUCCUCCACCGCAGCGAGCGCCCCGCGCCGCCACAACGACCUCUCGCCCUUCGCCGCCGACAGGGCAGGGCGCUCCUCCCGCGCCGCGCGCGCGCGUGCCGCCGAGGCGCAGUACUCGCUGCGCUGCUCUAAUGCCGUGAACUCCCGGCGGCAAUCGAUUGCCGGCAAUGGAAUCCACAAGGUUCUUGCCGAUCACUGUGAUCACGGCGAGGAGACGCCAUUGAUGGCCAGAGAUUACUGCAAUGUGGAGAAUGGGAGCGUGGUGGUGAGGAGAUUGGCACAGGGGAGUGUUGAUUCGGAUGCUGAUGCUGCUCAGAGGAGUGUGGGGAACAAUGGUGACCUUGGAUCAGGGAUGAAGUCGAGUGCUGAUCCGUAUGCGGAAUCGAUUUCAUUGCUUCAGAGAACGCAAGAAGCGCUUGAGAAUGAGAUUAAAAUGUUUGCAGUGAUCAGUAAAGAGUCAAAUGAUAAUUUUGAUGGAAACGACGAUGAUUGGAGUGGUUUAGUCGAUCUCGCGGAACCUCUUGAAGGAACAAGUCAAAAUGUAAAGGAUCCUGAGUCCAGACCAGAAGAAGCAUCUUACCUUGGUCGGCUCUUCCUGGAGAAGACAGAAGCCGAGAUUAAGAGCAUCAUCCUGACAAGAGCUGCUCAAACCUGGGCACCUCUAGUUGACGAUCAAAUAGCUCUCUAUAACGCGCAGAAAUCUCUGUCGGGGGAUUACAAGCAGCUUGAACUUAAACUACAGCAUACCAAGAACCGAGCGGCGAUGUUAGAAGAGAUGGCGGAGAAGCUAAGAGCUGAAUGCAGAGUUCUGUCUGGGAGUUCAGAAGUCCUGCGGUUGCAGUCUAGAGCAAGCAGAGUUUCACUCUUUUGUUUCAUCCAGUUUGUUCUGCUGUUUACUGCUGUAGGAACCUUUCUUGCACGGCUCUUGCCCUCUCCUACUGAGUAUGUACCUACUUGAGCUUAGAGCCAUGGAAUCACCGAUACACGAUACAUAUGCAUCAGGAAAUAGAACUUGCUUUCAUAAAUUUUCCCUUGUACGGAGUAGUAUUUUAGGACAUGAAGCUUGUAAAUUUUCUUUGUAACUAUGUUUUCGGAAAAGAAAUCUCUGGCUCAGCAGUCCUGGGUUAUCCAGUUAUCAUUUUGGAAA